AAAGAAAAGGAAAAAUUAAAUUAGAAGAGAGAGAGUGAGUGGGUGAAUCAUCAACAAGGAGACUAGGUGACUAGGACAGUAGCAAUAAGGAUAAAAAUCAGCAGACUAAACAGAUUUUUAGUGCAGUUAUGGCUUCAAGAAAGCUUUCCUCUCUGCUUUAUGCUUCUUCUUCUUCGACUGCUGCUGCAACUUCUUUAUGUUCUUUGGGAGAAUUUUGGAGUUGGGGAAGAGGCAAAAUCAGGUUUAGUACCUCUGUUUCAGCUGCACAACCAAUCAGUCCAUCUGCUGUAACUGAGGAACCAAUCAAUCCAGCUGUUAAGAUAAAUCACACUCAACUUCUAAUCAAUGGACAAUUUGUUGAUGCCGCAUCAGGAGAGAGUGAAGAUGUUAAUCGUGCAGUUGCUGCUGCCCGCAAGGCAUUUGAUGAAGGACCAUGGCCUAGGAUGACUGCUUAUGAAAGGUCACUUAUAAUGUUUCGGUUUGCUGAUCUGCUUGAAAAACACCGUGAAGAAAUUGCAGGACUUGAAACCUGGGAUAAUGGGAAGCCUUAUGAACAGUUUGCUAAUAUUGAGUUGCCAAUGGUGAUCCGCCAAUUCCGGUACUAUGCUGGUUGGGCUGACAAGAUUCAUGGACUCACUGUUCCAGCUGAUGGGCACCUACAUGUCCAAACCCUGCAUGAACCUUUUGGUGUUGCAGCACUUAUUGUUCCUUGGAAUUUUCCUCUUCUAUUAUACUCUUGGAAAGUUGGUGCUGCUUUGGCAUGUGGAAACACAGUUGUUGUAAAGACUUCCGAACAGACACCAUUAUCCGCUCUCUAUGUUUCCAAGCUAUUCCAUGAGGCUGGACUCCCUCCUGGUGUUCUAAAUGUGAUCUGUGGUUUUGGUCCUUCUGCAGGUGCAUCCCUUUGUAGUCAUAUGGAUGUGGACAAGGUGUCUUUCACAGGGUCAACCGAUACUGCAAAGACUGUACUUGAACUGGCUGCAAAGAGCAAUCUCAAAUCAGCAACUUUGGAGCUUGGAGGAAAAUCCCCUUUCAUUGUGUGUGAGGAUGCUGACAUUGACAAGGCUGCUGAGCUUGCACAUUCUGCACUGUUCUUUAAUCAGGGCCAGUGUUGCGUUGCUGGUUCUCGCACUUUUGUGCAUGAAAGUGCAUAUGAUGAGUUUGUAGAGAAAGCAAAGACUCUUGCACUGAACCGGGUAGUUGGAGAUCCAUUCAAAAAGGGCGUCGAACAAGGACCUCAGAUUGAUAAUCGGCAAAUGCUGAAGAUCCUCAAGUACAUAAGGUCUGGCAUUGAAGAUGGUGCUACUCUUGAAGCUGGAGGUGAAAGAUUUGGCUCAAAAGGCUGCUAUGUACAACCUACUGUUUUCUCAAAUGUCCUGGAUGACAUGUUGAUAGCAAAGGAUGAGAUCUUUGGUCCUGUGCAGUCGAUCUCAAAGUUCAGUAAUCUGGAGGAGGUAGUCCGAAGGGCAAAUGCUACUCGCUAUGGACUAGCUGCUGGAGUUUUUACUCAGAAUAUUGACACUGCCAACACCUUGACCCGUGCCCUACGUGCUGGAACAAUAUGGAUUAACUGCUAUGAUAUCUUUGAUGCUGCAAUUCCUUUUGGUGGUUACAAAAUGAGUGGCCAGGGAAGAGAAAAGGGACUCAAUGGACUUACUAAUUACUUGCAAGUUAAGGCUGUUGUCACUCCUUUGAAGAACCCGGCAUGGUUGUAGUUUUCCCUACAAAAUUUCAGUAUCUGUGGUUGACCGGAAACUAAGUUUAUCUGCACCUUGCAUUUGCUAUAAAGAAUGUAUAUUAUGCAGAUUCCUAACUAAUUAUGUUACAGCAUCUGAAUAAUUUUAUGGUUAAAAU
Messenger RNA from Rubroshorea leprosula, 1854 nucleotides. Lineage: Eukaryota; Viridiplantae; Streptophyta; Magnoliopsida; Malvales; Dipterocarpaceae. The record is from the annotation of a GenBank genome assembly.